Rhododendron vialii is the source of this 678-nucleotide messenger RNA. RefSeq lists its product as uncharacterized. The transcript has a single exon. The record is from RefSeq and is a predicted model, not a curated record. The coding region runs from base 1 to 678 and encodes 225 amino acids. Lineage: Eukaryota; Viridiplantae; Streptophyta; Magnoliopsida; Ericales; Ericaceae.
AUGGUAGAAGAAAAUCCAACGAUGCCGCUUGACCCAAAGAAUCUGCUAGGUGGAGGAGGUGAUAAAUCCCUACCAAAGGCUUCGGGAAAGCCCGAAGGCAGACAUGGGAGGAAGGCGACAAGCAAGGGUAACCCCCUGACCGUCCAGGAUGGCUCCAAGAAUAGGGAGGGCAGGACGACCACGGAGUCCACACGGAGGAGUAAAUCCCGCCGUGAAAGGGAAUCAGUUGCACACUCAAGAAGAGUGCACAAUAGUAAAGACAUCCUUGACAAAAAGAGGCAGGAAAUCGAUGAGUUUGCUCGUUUGAUCAAGAAACGAGAGCACGGGAUUCGAGAGUUGGAACGGAUCCAAGAACAUCCUGAAGACUUUGGACUUUCACGAAGAAAUUCUAGGGGAGACAGACAUGCUAUGGUGAAAUGCAAGAAGGCUCCUUCACAAGACAGAAGGAGCAGAAGCAGAAGUAAAAGCCGAACUCCAGGAUGGCGAAAGACUUCUUCAAGAAAAAGAAGGAGAAGAAGCCAGAGUCUCACCCCUGAGGGAAAGACUAGAAAACACCACAGAGAUAGGUACGAGAGACCUGAUUCCGAUUGGGAAAAGAGCGCUCCCAAUAAAAUGAAGGAACGCGAGGGGGGACCAUGCCUGCACAAGAGGCAGCACGAAAGGCCCUCAACAAUAUAG